UGAUGACUUCUUUCUUCUCGUGAACUUACCUUCAAAAGCGUGAGGAACGUGCAGUCAAAUAGAUGGACAGUUCCUUGGGCGUUUCUUUGUGCUUUAUAAGAACGUGAGGGGUGUUGAUAAGUGUUCGAUUUAAAAUGGAGUUGCUGAUAGUUUUAUCAACAUUUUUAGUGUCUGUUUUGGGCGACUGCAGUCCAGAUGGUGUCAAGUGCUGCCUUACAGAAUUUUUGCCUUUUGUCAGUCCAAAUGGUAUUCAAUUGACGGAACAAAAAGUGUCUGCAGCUUGCACGAUACGAGAUGACACACACAAAUGUUUGUCUGAUUUUGCCGAUCAAUGUGUGUCUCCCGCGAAUGAAGAAUUGGAACAAUCGAUCAACAGAACAAAAGUGUUCCUUUCAGACAUCUGUCGGCCAGAAUCAGAAUUCAAGACAAAUGUCAAACUGUUUGAAGAUUGCUUUCAGAAUGCUUCAAUGAGCUUCAUACAAUGCUACAAUCGCACCCUUCAGCCGGCAGUUGUAUUGAGCGAUGAUGAAUCAAAAUGGAAAGCGGAAUGCUGUGAUUAUAAGGAGCUACGGAAUUGUGCCGUCCAAAGUGUGGAAAAUGUCUGCGGGCAGACAGCUUCUCAAGUUUUGCAGGAUGAAGUUAUGAAAGUGAAUGGGGCAGCUCUGGAAUUAGCGUGUAAGAAUGUGUUCGGCACUUGCAACUCUGCUGUGACGCUGGCGUCAUCUGCUUUCAUGUUACUCAUUGUUUUUUGUAUGAAUUCCCUUUCAAGGUUUUUGUAGUUUUUGUAAUUCACUGAAGUUUUUUAUAUUUGUUAUUAAAAUUGUAUAUUUUUAA
Messenger RNA from Parasteatoda tepidariorum (common house spider), 834 nucleotides. RefSeq lists its product as uncharacterized. The record is from RefSeq and is a predicted model, not a curated record. NCBI's taxonomy places the organism in Eukaryota, Metazoa, Arthropoda, Arachnida, Araneae, Theridiidae.